This is a messenger RNA of Lodderomyces elongisporus, 2841 nucleotides long. It is a transcript of the gene DBP10, whose product is annotated as putative ATP-dependent RNA helicase. Gene Ontology annotation, cellular component: nucleus. Gene Ontology annotation, molecular function: RNA helicase activity; RNA binding; ATP binding. The transcript has a single exon. Lineage: Eukaryota; Fungi; Ascomycota; Pichiomycetes; Serinales; Debaryomycetaceae. Bases 1 to 2841 code for a protein of 946 amino acids. The record is from RefSeq and is a predicted model, not a curated record.
AUGUCAGAUAUAGAAGAUUCCGACGUUGAAAACUAUGAUAUUGCGGGCAAAUUAGCUUUACGCUCCGACGAUGAGCUGGGCAGCGAUGACGAGCAAAACACAUCGGGAGAAGAAGGAGAGGAGGUUGAACUUCAAGAUGAAAUAGUCUCCUCAGAUGAUGAUGAUGAUGAUGGUGAUAAAGGGAAAGAUACUGGGAAAAUGCCUCCAACCAAGAAGGCCAAGCUUGACCGCAAGCCGGGAUCCGAUUUUGACUUUGCAAGUCUUGAUUUCGAAGCAGAGGAUAACGAAGAGGAGGAUAAAACACUAAGUAGUAUUCUUGCAUUGAGUAAUCCAACCGCGAAGAAAGCAAAAGCGGGAUCGUUUGCCUCUUUUGGAUUUUCAAAGUUUUUACUAGCAAAUAUUGCCAAAAAGGGAUAUAAGCAACCUACACCGAUUCAAAGAAGAUCGAUUCCAUUGAUCAUAGAUAAUAGAGAUGUUGUGGGUAUGGCUCGUACUGGUUCGGGUAAGACUGCUGCAUUUGUCCUCCCCUUGAUUGAAAAAUUAAAACUGCGAAGCCCUAGUGGAGUCAGAGCAGUUAUUUUAUCACCUUCUCGUGAGUUGGCCUUACAAACUUAUAAACAGGUGAAGGAGUUUAGCCAUGGUACGAAUUUGCAAUCAAUUGUGUUGAUUGGUGGUGAUUCUUUAGAAGAGGAUUUUGGAAAAAUGAUGACCAAGCCUGAUAUUAUUGUUUGUACUCCUGGUAGAUUUCUUCAUUUGAAAGUUGAGAUGCAAUAUGAUUUGAUGAGUGUACAGUACAUUGUUUUUGAUGAAGCAGAUAGGUUAUUUGAAAUGGGUUUUGCUGAGCAGUUGAAUGAAUUAUUGUUGGCUUUGCCUUCCAACAGACAAUCCUUGCUAUUCUCAGCUACCUUGCCUAGAUCUUUGGUCGAGUUUGCCAAGGCAGGUUUAACCAAUCCCGUUUUGGUUAGAUUAGAUGCCGAUUCGAAAUUGUCAGAGAAUUUGCAAAUGGCCUACUUUACAACCAAGAGGAAUGAGAGAGAGGCGAAUUUGCUAUAUAUUUUACAAGAAGUUAUCAAGAUGCCCUUGGGCACACCCGAAGAAGUGAAAAAGUUGGCCGCCAUGGACAAGAGGUCUAUCGAAUCCGAUGAAGAGAAUGAAGAAGCUAAAGAACAAAACAAUGGGAAAAAACGAAAGUAUAAAUUCAAAAAAGAGAGAAUGCCUUCUGCCAAAGAGUUGCCGUCGGAGAAGUCAACUAUUAUCUUUGUACCCACGAAGCAUCACGUAGAAUAUGUCACGAGUUUGCUUAAGGAUGCGGGCUAUCUUGUUUCGUACAUUUAUGGUACUUUAGAUCAACAUGCUAGAAAAAAUCAACUUUACCUUUUCAGAAUUGGUCUUACGAAAAUAUUGGUAGUUACUGAUGUUGCGGCUAGAGGUAUAGAUAUUCCAGUCUUGGCAAACGUCAUCAAUUUUACCUUACCUGGAUCUUCUAAGAUUUUUAUACAUAGGGUCGGAAGAACUGCAAGAGCUGGUAAUAAAGGUUGGGCUUAUUCUAUAGUCAAUUCUAGUGAAUUGCCAUAUUUGCUCGAUUUGGAGAUCUUUUUGGGGAAAAAAUUGUUAUUGACUUCGAUGCACGAGGCGAAAUGCGAGUUGUUAAAAAAGAAACAAGGCGGAUCAUUUAUACCUCCACGUAUUAAUUAUACAGAAAGAUUAGUUGUGGGAGCAAUUCCAAGAUUGGAUUUAGAAACAUUCCAGGAACUUUAUGAAAACUUGCUUCGAAACAAUUACGAGAUCAAAGUGUUGAAGGAUGUUGCAGCAAAGGGUGAAAAAUUGUAUCAUCGCACGAGACAGCCAGCCUCUCAAGAGUCCUUGAAACGAAGCAAGGAGAUUUUAGAAACGAAUUCUUGGGACGAUCAACAUUUGUUGUUUGGUGAGAAUUUGGAAAAAAUGAAGGAUGAUUUUCUUGCCAAGUUGCAGAACCGAAAUGUUAAGGAAACUGUUUUUGAGUUGAAGAAAAAAGGUGUUAAGGAGAAUGAUAGUCUUGCAGAAUUUAUGCACAGAAGAAGGCGGCAGCUUGCUCCAAUACAACGGAAAGCACAGGAAAGAAAAGAAUUGCUACAAAAAGAAAGGCUUGCGGGUCUCUCACAUGGUAUCGAAGAGGAAGUUUUGAAAAUUGAUGGUGAAGCCAGUGGAUACAAUCAAAAUGUUGACGAGGCAGAGCUUCAGGAAACUUUCGAACUCGGCGAUGAAGCUCAUAAUAAGAAAAAGACUUUUAAAGAUCCGCAAUUUUUCAUGAGCCAUUAUGCACCCGCCUCAGUCAUUCAAGAUCAGCAAUUAUCUAUUGCAUCAUCAUUUGCAAAUGAUGCACAGGCCGCUACUUUUGAUUUGGAUAAUGAUGACAAGUUACAGAAAAAUAAGCAGCAGGUGAUGAAAUGGGAUAAGAAGAAAGGUAAAUACAUCAACUCCAUGUCAACAGAUAAGAAGUAUAUUAUUAGUGAAAAUGGUACAAAGAUUCCAGCCACGUUUAGAUCAGGCAAGUUUGACGAAUGGAGGAAGCAGAGGAAUUUGAAACCAACCAGUUCAUUGACUAACAACGAAACACCCGAAAACAACAAACGAUUCAAGCACAAGAAGCAAAGCGUGCCUAAGCUUCCAGAUAAGUACAGAGACGAUUACCAUAAGCAAAAACAAAAGGUUGAAAAAGCUCUUGAUUCUGGUAUGAGAGUUAAAGGCUAUAAUAAACCUGGAAUGCAACAGGAGCUUAAAUCGACAGAACAAAUUAGAAAGGCCAGAGCAAUUAAGGAACAGAGAAGAGCCAAGAAUGCACGUCCAAGUAGAAGAAAGUAG